UUAACUGAUCAGUAUUUUGACCGACUGGCCCAAAUCAUGAGUAGACCUGACCUACCAGCAAGAAUAAGGUUUAUGAUGCAGGAUGUACAAGAACUAAGAGACCAUAAGUGGAUUCCUCGUAAACAUAUCCGUGAUGUAGGACCGAAGACAAUCUACCAGAUACGACAGGAGGUUUGGCAGGAUUUUCCAGGCCACCCUGGUUCCCAGAUGCCACCAAAUUCACAAAUGCCCAGAAACUCUCCUCCACACCCCUCUGGKAACUGGCAAGGUAGACCUAACUAUGGUAGCAAAGGGCCAUUGUCAUCACAGUCUGGGCGUGGUCUUAAUGACGUGUUUAUCAGCGAAAAUGAAGGCAAAGGACACAUGUUUGAUCAUGACUUUGGCAAUGGUGCCAUUCCAGAUCACCAGGGUCCUAAUUAUGGGUCAAGAUACCAUGAAGAUGACUAUGACAGCUUUACUACAAAAGAUCCUUGGGCUAAUCUAACAAUCAGCCAUAGUCCACAAAGRGGCAUGUCACCUUCAGGCUCUCCCACAUCUACUCGUCAUCAGCAGUAUGGAUCAAGAAGACCUCCACCUCGCCCAAGUCCUUUGAAUACUGAUGGAGAGAUAAGUCUACGACCAGCCAGGGAUUCAAUGGCUGCAAAGACACUGGGAAUGACCACAAGAGCACAGAAUCAAGCCAAACUGGUAAUAUACUACAUACAUGAAGACAUUUUGAUUGAAUAUUUGUUGAAAAAGGAAGACUCUGACGCCAUCAAGUCUUUGAAAAACAUGAAAGCAGAAAAAUAUUUGAAAGAUCUGUUUUUGAAAGUGAUAUUUGCCGGUGUAAACAGAAAUGAUGAAGAGAGACUUCUAAUCGCACAAUUAAUCCAGGCCAUGUACAAAGAGGGCUUGAUCACUAAAGACAUUAUCAUGCAGGGAAUGAGAAAUGUCCUUGAGGAGAGUUUGAAUGACAAAGAUGGACAAAAUACUAAAGAAUACAUUGCAGGACUAUCAGCGAGAACAGUCAUCCAAGGGCUAGUCAGCCUUAGCGAAGUUGGUAAAAUGCUGGAGGGUGAAAAAUACCUGAAUACUCUACUGAUGGUACUUAAAAAAUUGGAACACAUGAAUGGGCAGGAAUGGCUUAUCGGUUCAUUCAACGAAAGCAAGAUCAAUCUUUUGAACUGCUUGCCAGAAAAAGACAGAUGCAAUGAAACAAUGGUAGAAAUACUUGAAGAACAGAGAAUUAUUUGUUCGCAGAGCCUUGCGUUCCUAUUCCCUCUGUUGAGGAUACAAGCUGAGCUUUACAAGAAAAUAGAAGAUGAUCCGAAUUCAUCAAACAUCUACAAAUGGAUCAAGGAGAACAUUGAUUCCACACUCCAGAGUCAGCCGGAGUUUGUCAAUGUUUUGACCACGUGUGCAUUAAAAUAUGCCACCCAUGACAGUACGCUGGCAAAAGGAGUGGACACUACACAAGCACCUGACAAAGACUUAAUAGAGAAGGAGAAAUAUGCCAUGAGAAAGAUGAAGGAAGACAUUUUGAUUGAAUAUUUGUUGAAAAAGGAAGACUCUGACGCCAUCAAGUCUUUGAAAAACAUGAAAGCAGAAAAAUAUUUGAAAGAUCUGUUUUUGAAAGUGAUAUUUGCCGGGGUAAACAGAAAUGAUGAAGAGAGACUUCUAAUCGCACAAUUAAUCCAGGCCAUGUACAAAGAGGGCUUGAUCACUAAAGACAUUAUCAUGCAGGGAAUGAGAAAUGUCCUUGAGGAGAGUUUGAAUGACAAAGAUGGACAAAAUACUAAAGAAUACAUUGCAGGACUAUCAGCGAGAACAGUCAUCCAAGGGCUAGUCAGCCUUAGCGAAGUUGGUAAAAUGCUGGAGGGUGAAAAAUACCUGAAUACUCUACUGAUGGUACUUAAAAAAUUGGAACACAUGAAUGGGCAGGAAUGGCUUAUCGGUUCAUUCAACGAAAGCAAGAUCAAUCUUUUGAACUGCUUGCCAGAAAAAGACAGAUGCAAUGAAACAAUGGUAGAAAUACUUGAAGAACAGAGCCUUGCGUUCCUAUUCCCUCUGUUGAGGAUACAAGCUGAGCUUUACAAGAAAAUAGAAGAUGAUCCGAAUUCAUCAAACAUCUACAAAUGGAUCAAGGAGAACAUUGAUUCCACACUCCAGAGUCAGCCGGAGUUUGUCAAUGUUUUGACCACGUGUGCAUUAAAAUAUGCCACCCAUGACAGUACGCUGGCAAAAGGAGUGGACACUACACAAGCACCUGACAAAGACUUAAUAGAGAAGGAGAAAUAUGCCAUGAGAAAGAUGAAGCCACUUCUUGAUAGRUUUCUCCAUGAAAAGACAAGUCUUCAGGUUAGGGCGCUGUAUUCCCUGCAAGUGUUCUGCUACACCAACUCAUUUCCAAAAGGUCUCCUAUUGCGCAUGUUCAUGCUUCUUUACGAUCUGGAGAUUGUUGAGGAAGAGGCGUAUGUCAAGUGGAAGGAAGAUGUCAAUGAAGACUAUCCAGGGAAAGGAAAGGCUCUGUUUCAAGUCAAUACAUGGCUGACAUGGCUCGAAACAGCCGACGAAGAAGGCUCUGAAUCCGAACCAGAGUAACGCACACCAGUAUUGCGUGACACGCGUCACAUGAUCUUGAAGGAAAUUAACAAAACCAUCACCAAGAGAAUAAUUCUGCAAGAAUAAUAGCAAGCAAACACGUGGUCUAAUGGAUCAUUAAUUGCAUUUUGAAUCSCGUCAAAGCCUUCCAAUAUUGUGAAUGAAUACGCUCCAUAAGCUUGACUAGACCUUUUGCUAUCUGAUGAAUAGUUCCGUUUAUGKCCUAUGUGUACAUGGGGGCUCUUCCAUGGGAUCGGUUGUUAUUUAUGACCUGGUUUAAGAGCAUAAAGGCCGAAUUAGACGACACAAAUGUUGCCUACAACCAUCGCAUGCAACCUACUUAAGUCAUGCUUACAACAUGGCUACUUCUGUUGUAAGAAUUUGAAUCAAUUAAUGGCACCACAACAGUUGCAGCCAUAUUGUAAGGAUGACUAAAGCAAGUCGCUUGCGAUGGUUGUCGGCAAAAAUUGUUUCAACUAAUUUGGCCUUAAGAUGGGGUGUUGAGUAACCUGAGUUUCAUCCAGCGUUUACUCGUAAACCCCUACACCGGAUGUACGCAGGCUAGGGGUUGGGUUGCGCGACGCACUUCCCAGGCUAUAAAUAAUGACKAUUCCCCAUUCUCAUACCCAGGCCCUUUUUAGGCUAGCCUUCGAGUCUACUUUGGAGAACUGAGGAGGACUUGGGUACUAGAAUGACUGGUUCCUAACUGACAUGUAUAAUUCCCCAACGAAUAUUGUAAUUCUUGAACAUCUUUAUCUUCUCAAUAGUCCCCUUGCAAUUGCCCUAUGCGGUAAUCACGUCACGCCAAAGCAUUACAUUGUUUCGACCUAAGGAUUAUGGUCUCCAGAGGGGAACAGAAUUACUCCCUAUCAAAGAAAGUGUACAUGAGCAAUCAUGUAUACAUGGUAUAGAUAUCAAAACUAGAUAAGUUAAGAGAGAAUAUUAAUAAGUCCAAAUUUCCUCUGUUUYUGAGCAUUUUUCCCAUUGUAAACUUGCUGUGACGUCAUUAUGCSACAGGGCAAUAGUUUCCUUGGUGAUUUCCUGCUUCAUCUAGAAAGGUACUCGGUGUCUUUACAUCGAAGGGAGACGAGCUUUGAGCGUGCAAUGAUAAAURCAUGUACCUGUUAAUGAUGGUCUCGGUGUAGGCGUGACUAGAAGGUUUGUAUUAUUGUACGCUUAACGGUCUGCAUCUAACUUCGAUGCAAAACUCCGCAAAAUGGAGCCGGGAAUCCUCGAGGAGAGUAAGAGUGCAUUUUCAUCUGGGGUACAAAACAAUAGAUUCAAUUUGCGCUCGUAAAAUAUGCUGAGAAAAUUAUGAUCCUGUCACCUGAGUUCUCUAGCUAUUCUUUAGAAAUACAAGUAGUUWCGUUGUGCCAUGUAUAACAGAUUUUAUUWGAUUCCCAAGAGGGAAAGGCGUUUGUUUUGACCCCCAGRUGAAGGGAAAAUUAAUUUCCUUUGACCGUGAAAGAUCAAUACAUCUACUCGGAAUUUAUUGUUUUAUGUUAUUAUUUGUCAACAAGUAGGAUGGUACAAUACAGUCAUUUUCUUUCACWGUCAGAAAAAAAWUCACUCYGCUUCUCAGGCAAGGGGUCUGUAUCAGAUCAAUAUCAUUUUACCUAGAGCUAGCCUUUGUUACUGCCCGCCUGUGAUAACAGGAACUUCCAUAUUACAAAUAAAACGUCCAGGAUCUGUAGAA
Exaiptasia diaphana is the source of this 4276-nucleotide messenger RNA. Its product is annotated as eukaryotic translation initiation factor 4 gamma 2. The annotation marks the transcript as partial. The record is from RefSeq and is a predicted model, not a curated record. Gene Ontology annotation, cellular component: eukaryotic translation initiation factor 4F complex. NCBI's taxonomy places the organism in Eukaryota, Metazoa, Cnidaria, Anthozoa, Actiniaria, Aiptasiidae. The transcript has 26 exons. Gene Ontology annotation, molecular function: protein binding; mRNA binding; translation initiation factor activity.